Molecule: messenger RNA, 1178 nt
Organism: Trichechus manatus latirostris (Florida manatee)
Lineage: Eukaryota; Metazoa; Chordata; Mammalia; Sirenia; Trichechidae
Gene: PTRH1
Product: peptidyl-tRNA hydrolase 1 homolog
Exons: 5
Coding region: 35-682 (215 amino acids)
Molecular function (GO): peptidyl-tRNA hydrolase activity
Source: RefSeq, a predicted model, not a curated record
AGAGGGCGGGGUCCAGUCCGUGAAUGGGGGCACCAUGCCGCCGCCCGGCCUCUUGGGCUCUGGGCUGUGGAUGAGUAGGGCCAUGAGCUGGUGUGUUUUGGAGCCUCGACCCCCGGGGAAGCGGUGGCUGGUGGCCGGCCUGGGGAACCCCGGACUGCCUGGCACGCGGCACAGCGUGGGCAUAGCAGUGCUGGGGCAGCUGGCGCGGCGGCUGGGUGUGGCGGAGAGCUGGGCGCGCGACCGGCGUUGCGCCGCCGACCUCGCCCUGGCUCCGCUCGGGGAUGCCCAGGUGGUUCUGCUCCGGCCGCGGCGGCUUAUGAACGCCAACGGACGCAGCGUGGCCCGAGCCGCGGAGCUGUUCGGGCUGACUGCCGAGGAGGUCUACCUGGUGCACGAUGAGCUGGACAAGCCUCUGGGGAAACUGGCUCUGAAGCUGGGGGGCAGUGCCAGGGGCCACAAUGGAGUCCGUUCCUGCAUUAGCUGCCUCAACUCCAGCGCAAUGCCGCGGCUACGGGUGGGCAUUGGACGCCCAACACACCCUGACGCGGUACAGGCUCAUGUGCUGGGCUGCUUCUCCCCGGCUGAGCAGGAACUGCUGCCUCCACUGCUGGAGCGCGCCACCGACUUGCUCCUAGAUCAUAUCCGUGAGCGAAGCCAGGGGCGACCCAUGCUGGGCAUCUGAUGCCGUGGACAUGGCUGCCAGCCUGACUGCAAUGCCCGUAUACUCAGCCAUGUCCACAGAGCUGCCAUGCCAACCUGUGGUAUCCACUCUUUAUAUAACUCUUUUCCUCUGGGCUGCUCCCGGCAGCCUAUGGAAUAAAGGGGGGACUGUGGCCGCAAUGGUCCAUUUCUGGGGUAAGGGGUUAGUCUUCUCUCACUAUCCUACUUAGGAUGCAAGCAAACUUCAGGAAGACUGAAUUUUUUGAGCCUUUUUGGAUAACUGAAGCCGUGGACCUGUAAGAUUAAAGAUGCAGGCUUGGAAGCUGAGGUCUCCUCUGGGGCUCCCACCCUUCCCCUCCCUGUGAGGGAGGAGAUAACAAGGUCCAGCAGGCCCCCUCCCAGGGGACGCCCAAGUAUGCCUUCGUGGAUUGAGGCCUUGGCACACCUUUCUUCAGCCCAUUUUACAGACAGGGGAAAUGGAGGCUCAGAGUAGUCCAGCCACAUCCCCAAGGUCACAC